CCCGCCCAUUUCAUCAGCUACAGUAGCCGCUAGAUUUAGACCGCACAUUGAUAGAAAAAUCCGGUGAAGCUUCCUGCAUACUCUUUUAGAUGUACGGAUAGAUAGCGUAUACUGGACAGCAGAUCACUCCCGUGAUAAGAGAAAGAGUAUGGGAGAAGCUAAGCCGCUGGGUUUUUCCGUCAGAUCCAUCUGAUAAAAGAGACUUCUUGCGUACACAUCUAGAGAGAGAGAGUAUGGAGAAUGCUUUCUGUCAGAUCCACCUGUUCUUGCUUCUCUUUCUCCGCAGCAGCUUCACCGUCUCUGACCAGACAACCGGUAAGCCAUGCGCUGUCUCACUUCUCAAGCUGGAGGUCGAUGAUCGCCGUCUAAUUCCAAUUUGCACAUCACCGUAGCGGGAGAGAGAGCACACCGCCGUGGGUGCAGAUCUGACACCCGACCAUUACAUUUGAAUGCCCUAAUUGGAAGAUGGUGGGUGAAGUUUACAGAAGAUGGGGAAUAUUCAUGGUGGCUUUCAAAUUUAUUCCUUUGGACAAAGGUUUUCAGCUCCCUCUUCUUCUCUAUUUUCACCCUUAAAUUUUAUAUUUUUUAAUUUUGUUCAAUACUUGAAAUCAAAUGAAGUUAAUUUAUUAUAGAUUUAUAUAUUAAUGUAAUGUGUCUAUUAUAAUUCCAAAACCUAAUAUAUUGGUGGAAAGUCCAACUGCUUUGGGUUUGUUAAUUUUGAGAAUACUGAUGCUGUUGCUAAAGCUAUUGAAGCUAUAAGUGAAAAGAAUUUGAUGAUAAAGAGUAGUAUGUUGGGAAAGCUCAGACAAAAUCUAAAAGAAAGCAAGAGCUGAAAAGUAAGUUUGAUUAGAGUACAAAGGGAACUGUGUAUAAACAUCAAGGAUUAAAUUUAUAUGUCAAGAAUGUUGAUGAUAGUAUUGAUGAUGACUAGCUAAGGGAAUUGUUUGUAGGGUUUGGUAUAAUAAGAUCUUGCAACAUAUAUUACAAUCAACACUAAGUUCUGCUAAGAUACUUUUGUGUUACUCGAAUCUUGACAUAACAUUUCAGUAUUUGUUCCUGAGUUUGAGUUAUGCAUAAUUCAAGUGGAAUUAGCAAAGGGUCUAGAUUUGUAUUAUUCUCAACUCCUUUAUAAGCGUUUAGAGCUGUAUGUUACUAUUAUUUUUUAUAUAAUACUAAUUGACUCUAUUUGUUUAGCUAUUCUUCAUCGUAGAGAGCAGGAUCUGAUCCAUGCAUUUCGAUUAUUAUAGCUUUUUGAUUUGAAUGGGAAAGUGGUGGUGUCCAAACUACUCUAUGUUGCUCUUGCUUAACGAAAAGAGGAGAGGCAAGCAAGAUUGCAGCAAAAAUAUGCACCUGUAGUUGGUGAAAACUUCCUUCAUGGUCCCCAAAAUCAGUAGCCUUUGCAAUAUAUCUCCUCUCAGAUUCAUAAUGGGAUAAGGUUGGAUCCUAAUGAACAAAAGAAUGGGUUUCGGGUAUUCUCUUUGAAAUAAAGAACCUGAAAAUUUUCAGUUUUUGUAGGAUUUUUGGAUCCUGUUGCUACCUGCUGUAAACUCUUCAUCAGGGAUCGAAUCCCAAUGAAUGAUGAUAGGGGAAAUUACUUCUCCUGCUGAGUAUUCACCUUUGAACAUUCUAGAGCAGGCGAGCAACUCAAACGAGAAAGUAACAAACUCCAGUGCUAAUACUACUUUACCCGAAUCCAUGGUUUCUAUGGGCCAGAAAAAUGCAUAUCCUGUUAACCAUGUUAACCAUGCUGAACCUAUUCUAUCUUUCUAUAUAUAAUGCAGCUAUAGUUGCUUAAUAUGUAGAAAAAAUAUGCAGCUAUAGUUGCUUAUUUGGAGUGAUAGAUCUAUCAAAAUCGUUGCACCAAUGCUCUUUCCAUCGCUUCUUAGUCAGUUUUUGUGCUCGGAAGGGCCACAAGAAAAUCUACACAGAUGGUCGAGACCAAAUUUUGGCAAAUUCAAAUCGGUGAGAUGAAGAAGCGGAGUAAAUGUUAGACCUUAUGGGGCAUAGGGGCAACAAGGUAGUUUUCUUCAUGUACUACACUAGAAUUUGAAUAAAUGUUUGACCUUUGUCAUUGUACUUAUAAUCAAGUUUUCUUUAUGUACUACACUAAAAGUUGAAUAAAAGUUUGAAAAAAUUUUUAUGCAUUGG
Cuscuta campestris is the source of this 2148-nucleotide messenger RNA. NCBI's taxonomy places the organism in Eukaryota, Viridiplantae, Streptophyta, Magnoliopsida, Solanales, Convolvulaceae. The record is from the annotation of a GenBank genome assembly.